GUGGUUGGCGGCCGGAGAGUGUGGAGGCGAGGGUACGGCCGCUCCAUCGACAAGUGGCCCUCUCACACGUUGGCUCCCACACUCCUCUCACUGCCACGAGAAUCAUCAGUGUAUUGUAGUUUCUUGUCUGGCUCUUUUGACAUGAGCCUUCGAUUUUUGUGGUCUGACAAUGUGAUAUAAAAUGGAAAUGUAUUGAAAUAUGUGCUCGCAUCAAAUAUGAGAAAAUAUGAAAAUUGCACGGCAACUAGAGCUUAAUGAUAGUGUUUGGGAAGGAAGUUCGCGAGUUAGCAGCCAGACGACAGAUUCAGUUUGUAUGUGAGUGAACCUGUUGAUCCCAGUGUAGGCUGGGCGAGCAGACGCCUUGCUACACAGGGUUGAAGAAGCUCACAUCUCUACCUGGGCAACCCUGUCUGCUCUUUUAUUACUGCUGUGGUCUUAAAGAAAACAAACUCAAGCACUUGGUGUGAUCUUAUUUGACUCCAUAAACUCUAGUAAAAGUCGGGAUAAAACGGAAGUGUGAAACGUUGACAAAACAGUGCGGCUACACUUGACAAGGUGGAUUCCCAGCAUAUAUUGAAGUACACGGGUAACGUGGGGAACUUGAGUGAUUCUGUCAACAUAUUCUCGAGUCCUUGGUGGCCUGUAGAGAGCAGGUCGUGCCCAGUGCCACCCGCUGAGCCGCCCACCGACAAGAUGGUACAUCAGGUGCAGGUACAAGACCGCUCCCCUCGUAAACGGGAUCGUCGCGCCGCCGGCCUCAUAUUAACUCCGGGAGGCGGUCCUGAACUCACGGAUAUGAGAGCCCCAGAAUUCAAGGGAGAGAUCCGUCCUCCCCCAGCCAAGAUGUCUCGCCUGGGCAUGUACGAGACCUACCAGCCUUGGGUCCUUCAGACCUACGGUGAUUCAGCCAAAACCAAGACCAUUACAAGGAAUAAGUACCAAAGAAUUUUGCAGAUCCUUCGAGGAGAUUAUGUAGAUAACGAGACCUCGAAGUUCAAGUUAUGGGUUAAAGGACGAGGGUUCAGGAUCGGUCCCCCGCCAGGCUACCUGAGCGGGGCCGUGGAGGACCCCAUUAUCACCCAGCUUACACCUCCUGCAGGACUCGAGUAUAACCCGGACAAGGAUCCCUAUCCAGACAUCUAUGUUCAAACUGGAACAAUCAAGGAUCCGGAGGGACACGAUAGAAUUUGCUUCAAAAAGGUGGCGGUAGUGGAGGACUUCUUUGAUAUUAUCUACAACCUUCACGUGUGUAAGGAUGGCAAGGAACAGAAGCAUAUGGGUCAAAAGAGGACGUAUCGGGCAGUAUCUGAACGUUACGCCUUCGUUCCUCGUGAGGCGGUCACCAAGUUUCUGGUGUUGUGUACGGAGUGCCCACGACGCUCUGUGGGCGUGCACGUGGGACUGGGCGUGCCCCUGGGUGUGGCCAACCUCCCGGUGCCUCCGCCCACCAUGCCCGUCCCCAACCUGCCACCGCCUCCGCCACCACCACCUCCAUCGCCACAUCAUAACAGUCGUCACUCCGAAGAUGCCACGACGAAGGAGGUGCCAAGAUAUUCGUCCCCCGUUCGCCUUCACCACCAGCAACAUCAUCUCCACCACCCCCAGCAUCACCCUCAUCAACAACAACAGCAGCAGCAGCUGCAGCACCACCAUCACCAUCUACAGCACCAGCAACACCACCACCAUCACCUCCCGCCUUCACUCCAGCAGCAACACCAGCAUCAUCUUCAGCAGCAGCACCAACAACAACACCAUCACCGCCACCAACAACAACAAACACAUAUAGAACACCAAUCACAACUUGAAAAAGAUAAACAAAAGCAAAAUCAGCAGCAGCAACAACAAAAACAAAACCAGCACCAACAACAAAAACAGAAUGGAACCCAAGAAAGGAAGGACAACCAGCAACAGCAGAAGAAAAAGGGAGAGGAGGAGGAGGAGGAGAAGGAAGAUAAGGAAGUGAAGGAGAGGAAAGAUAAGAUGGAAGAGGAGAAAGCGGAAGAGGAAAAGGAACAUCAGUACGACGAGCGAGUGAGUGCAGUCAGCCAUGAGGUUGACUACAGAUUCCCCUUCACCAAUAUCUACCUCAAACACUGCUCCUCCAGAACCACCAACUCCUCCAACACCAUCGAUUCCUUCUCCAACACCAUCAAUAACAACUACAUCCACCACAACAACUUCAACCACAUCGCGUGGAAGGAUGGUCCAGUGUUGGCGGAGUCUGAUUGUAGUGAAGAUGAACUAAAGAACACUGAGGUUGAGCGGAAGCUGGAAACUCGGAACCCCACAGAGUGGACACCUUACCAACAACAGCCUCUUGGCCUCUGCAGGAACGACAUACAGAGGAGGAGCCCCUGUGCGUCGCCGUCAGGGAGUGAGCGAGCAGCCACAGCCACGCCCUUGGAUACAGCCAGCAAUGCUGAAGACACCUCAAGUAAUGGAAAUAAGGACGACGAGGACGAUGAUGCUGACGACGACAACGACGAUGAUAAAAUCGAUGCCCAGUACGACCCUGAGCGUCUUAAGGCGUUCAACAUGUUUGUGCGACUGUUCGUGGAUGAGAACUUGGACCGCAUCGUUCCCAUCAGCAAGCAACCCAAGGAGAAGAUCCAAGCAAUCAUCGACGCGUGCGCACGACAGUUCCCAGAGUUCGCAGAGAGAACUCGCAAGAGAAUCCGUACAUACCUCAAGAGCUGCAGGAGGAACAAGAGAACUCGUGAUUCUAAUGGCUGGGAGACGCCGUCAAGACCCACGCCGCCACACCUCACCAGCAUCCAGGCGGAGCAGCUCCUGGCCAAUGCCUGCGAGAACGAGGCCCAGAACGCCAAGAGGAUGAGACUUGGCUUGGAGCCCAUUGCCCAGCCGAACCCACUCAACCCACAACUCCCAACCCAAGUGGGACCAGACAAACCUUUAGCCUUGAUUGACACUGUAGUUAAGACAGAAUCCAGCACACCACACGUGUCUGCUCUGGCUAAGGCCCUAGAGCGACCCAUGAUGGACUCCAAAGUUAUGAAUGGAUCAUCCAUGUUCCAGGCAUCAUUCCAACAAAGUUUCCAGAAAGUAGCCUCACUUACGGGGUCAACGGUACACACUCAACCAGGUCUUACUCCUCUCCUGGCAACUACCUCUGCACCCAUGUUAGCAAAUGGACCAACUGACCUGAGUGUUAAGGGAACAUCUAAACCUACACGGCCAACGCUCAAUGCUGUUGAGGUGGCAGCUGUUCGCCAACUCAUAACUGGCUACCGAGAAUCUGCCGCCUUCCUCUUGAGGUCUGCCGAUGAAUUAGAAAAUUUACUUAUCCAUCAACAGAGUCCAUAGUGUUUAUAUAAUGUUUGAAUGUGUAAAUGUGAAAUUUCCGUUGUAUGUUUACUACGGACGAUCACGUAUAUGUGAAUUUGCUGGUCUUAAUGGUUGUCUUAUUGCUGCUCACUCUAAGAUGUAUAUGGUACAAUUUCAGUGUUUUAUGAAAAUAGUAGUAAAAAUAUUUAUUUAUCAACAUUAAGUUUGUCUCUAUUACUCAAGUCUGUAAGGUAAAAAGCAUGAAUGUGAAAAUUACUGGUGCUGUUUAUGUCCAGUUACUGUAUAAAUCAUAAAUUGUUAGAGAGUUAUUAGGUCCUUUGUAAUGCCUUGAAAAUUUUCAGGCACUUAGCAAUUUUUUGUUCCUACUGUUGUGGAAAAUUUUUGUUGCUUAGUUCUCUAGAAUUUGUUCUGUCAAAUUUACUAUGGAAGUGCCUCCACCUUAUAAAGUGUUUUAUUCAUUAGAUGCAUUCUAAUGAAUAGGGACAAUUCAAGUUCUGUUUCAGUUGAUGCACACAGCUAAUAGGCAAAUUGCCCUUUUCCCAUCUUGUGUAAAUAAUCUGAUAGACUUCUUCAUAACAUGGAAAAAAAGCAAUCAGUCAGUGCAAGAUUGAAACUAGAGUAAUGGUGCAUAAGCUGUUGCUAAGUAUUUUAGAUGUGUGUUUGUUCAUGUGAAUGCAUCUCAUGAACAAAACUCAAGUGUAUAGUUUAGUGGGAUUUUGCUUAGGAACACAAAGUGGCAAAAAGUAUAGUGGGUAGAUUAUUUCAUAAAUUCCCUCAACUUUUCAGAAGUUGCAAAAUAUGUUCUCUAACACAGUAAUCCUCAAAAAUGUAUUAACAUUCAGUUGAGAAGAAAAAACAGUGGUGAAAAAGAGCUUAAGUUAGUUUUCAGUUGUACUUAAACUGUUAAAAGCUAGGAAGAAUUACACUUGUCAAGUAGACUGUCUCGCAUUUUUUAAUAUUUCAGUAGCAUUUUAUUUCUUCUGUACAAUGUGUGAGACAGUAGAUCAAAUUAAGUUGAACUUAAGCAUAUAAAUACAUAUUUCAUCAUAGCUAUUGCUUUAAAUAAAGAAAAAGUGCAAAUUUUUUAAGCAAUAGUUCAAACUUGGUGACUCAUAAUAGUUAUCAAAAGACACUUUAUUUACAAAUUGCUUAGUUAUACUUUUAGAGAGAAUAGAUCAUUUUAUGUUGAUGCCUAUACUGGUCUCUACACUCCAAAUGUAUCUGUGUAGGUGUAAAUAGGUAGAGCCCCAAUAAAGACUAAGAAAUGUAUGAUGUCCUUUGUAGGAUAUAUAUGUACACCAUAGAAUAUCAAGCAUGAUGUGUGUCAUUAUAAUUCAGCGUCCAGCAUUGUGCAAUUUGUUUUCUAUAGAUUCAGAUUCCUCUGUACUGGAAUUUAAAUUAUGUUUAGUCCUGCUUUCAUUGUUUGACAUUGUAAAGGUCUAAGGUUUAAUUUGUUAUGCUUUCACUGUUUUUAAUGAUAGGGCACUGUACUGUUAAGUGCCAGCUCACUACAGCAUAUCACGAGCAAAAUCUAUUAAACAGGUCUAGGUUCUAGGUUCUUUAAAUUCUAGCUGACAUCAAAGUGGCCUGUGCCUACACAAAAAUUAAAUGUUAAAUUUUUUAUAUCACAAUUGCUCUGCUCAAGAUAUAUUUUUUUGUUACUGCUGUUUAGCAUGUUCCUCAAAACAUAUUAGGGGUCAGUUUAAUGAAAUGCUCAAUAAUGGUACUGUAACUUAUUUAUAUUAUUUUUAGUCUUUUUUGGGGAAUACACAGUGAACUGCAUCAGCAGGAUACAUGCAAGUGAUUUUUGAUGCUUGAAUUAUUGCUUUUAGGUGUGUUUGCAAAAGAAAUGCACAUACUUGUAUGGAACCGGAUUUAUUAUUAUUUUUUUUUUUAGUGAAAGUUGAACUAAUUUUAGUGAAACUCGAACUUCAUACAAGGAGACCUCUGUAUCUAGUCACUUCUUCAGAUGACCAAUCUUUACUUUUAUUAAUUCUUCACUAAACUGAGAUAAGUAUUACAGCUAUCCAAGCAAACACACUAUAACACACUUUUUUUUUUUUUUUUUUUUUUUCAUUCUUUUGCUGUAGUUUGCAUUGCUACAAUGUCUGUCAACACCGUUUACAUGAUGUCAAAAUGUUAUUUAUCGGGAAAACAUUACUGCCAUUAGUUCUGUCUGAAGUGCAAGGAUAACAUCACUACUGAUAAUUAUUGUAAUAUUCACCAAAAAAAAAAAAAUUCCGAGACCAUAGGGGUCAUUCAGUCAGCAUCACUUUUGUCAUGAAAAACAUGUGCUGUGUCAAAUCAUAUAAAAUUAAUGAAGUCGGCAUCUAUACUUUACAAAAUUAGUAUAUUUUGUCAUCACUUUACACUUUCCCCCAAUGUACCUUAUUACAAAAUUUAUAUGAUUAGAUUUUUGUUAAAGUUGUCAUUUGCUUAUGCAGCUAAUAGGAAUGAAAAUGUUUACAGAUCAUCUGGAGAUUUGCACCCCUUCCUUUUUCCCUGCCCUGAAGGAAGCGGUGAAAAAAGUUAUGCAAAUUUUUCACGUGAAAAAGCUAACACAUUGUAGUGAAUUAAUGCAACUUUGUUGGAUGGCAGGUAUUGCUGGCAACUAAACUAGAAAGAUGCUUGAUGCACAGAAAACCUUUGUAAUAGACGAUAUUCCACUUUUGGUAAAAUUCCACUCAACAUUGUCUAAUAUACAGGAGGUUUUGCUUUGCACCAAGUGCCUGUCUACCAUACUAACCUAUCCUUGUUAAAAUUUAUGUAAUAUAAGAAUAAUUUUGAGAUUUAAUUUGCAGUUGGAGUGUGAGCAAGGUAACAUUUAUGAAGAGAUUCAGGGAAACUGGUUAGCCAGAUGUAAGAACAGUUCCUUCAUUGUGAAGGAUGGGUGGGGAUUUUUGCAGUUCAGAGGGUUGGUUGAAAUGGCUUAGUAUUUCUGGUCCCCUCAAGGGAGGUUCCUUGAUGCUGGUGAGGGGCUCUUGAUCAUAGGAAUUGGACCCGUGUUCAUAUUCCUGGAAUCAGGUCUGAAAAACCUUCCAUUUCCCCAGGUGCUGUAUGACCCUGAUGGGUUUAGUGCUCCCCAUGAAUAAUAAUCUAUUUCUGGUAUGACAGCUAUUCACUGAACAAUGAAUGAAUGAAUUUCCUUCCUUGGGGGUCACUCUACCAGGAAACAGAUGGUACAACAAAAAUAAUUUACCAAACCUAUAAAAAUCUGCAAGAUCUAUAUUUCACUGAUUUCCUUGGAGUAAUGGGGCAAGUUUUCAGAUGACCAAUAUUUGCUCAUGUAAAGUGAGAAUCUGAGUGCAAGACAAGUUCAUCAGGAAUAAGUGCAAAACCUACUAUCUUAGCUCUCUUUAAUGUGCUGAUGUGCACCUUUUCUUAUCUUCUGCAUUACUGAAUGAUGAUAAACUUUAAUUAUACCAAAGAUGGAGAUUUAUCUGAUCUCACAACCCUUGUAAUAGUUAAGUUGUCUUUUCUACUGUUGUUUUGAACAAUGGUGUAUUGUAUUUAUUUGUCUUCAUAUAAAAAUAUAUACUGAAUACAGUAUAUAAAAAUAUAUACUAUAUAAAUAUAUAUUAUUUGGA
This is a messenger RNA of Cherax quadricarinatus, 6893 nucleotides long. Its product is annotated as nucleolar protein 4. Gene Ontology annotation, biological process: transcription initiation at RNA polymerase II promoter. The record is from RefSeq and is a predicted model, not a curated record. Gene Ontology annotation, cellular component: transcription factor TFIIA complex. NCBI's taxonomy places the organism in Eukaryota, Metazoa, Arthropoda, Malacostraca, Decapoda, Parastacidae.